AUGGCUUCCAACCGUCAUGUUCUUGUGCUCGGAGGCAAUGGGAAGAUUAGCAGGCUUCUCACGGUCAUCCUGCUGGAGAAGUCCUGGACUGUGACGAGUCUGAUCCGCAACCCUGACCAGAUCGAUGACCUGAAGAAGAUCUCGGAGGGCCUGCCGGGAGACCACAAGAUCCUGGUUCACGAUCUCAUCAGAGUUGAUAGUCAGGAGAAGGCUGCCGCCAUUCUUGACGAAGUGAAGCCGGACUCUGUUGUCUUCAGCGCUGGUGGGUUGGAUCUUGGUCCGGGAGCCGUGAGAAGUAUCAUCCGCAUCGAUCGUGAUGCUGCAAUCUUCUUCAUUAAGGCCUCGGUCGCCAACAAGUCCAUCAGUCAUCAUCUCCAGGUCUCCUACUUGGGCGCUCGACGCGAGAAAGCUCCCUGGUGGACUGCCGAAGACUGGGAAGGCUGGAAGAAGGUCAACUCAACUUUCUUGGGUCCUUACUAUGAGCCCAAGACCGCCGCCGAUGAAGCUCUCGUCACUGAAGCCAGGAAGAGAGACGGCUUGACCGCUGUAUCGGUCCGCCCUGGCGGUCUCACCGACAAGGAUGAAGGGGGAGUGCUCUUGGGACAGACGAAGCAAGCUAGAGGCAUGACCACUCGAGCAUCAACCGCGAGAGUCAUGGCUUUGGUGUUGGAGAAGGAGGGCGUGAAGGGACACUGGCUGGAUGUUCUCGAUGGCGAGGAAGAUGCAGCGACUGCAGUCGAUCGUUACGUUCAUGAUGAGUCGGAGUGUGCUGAAGGAGAGCCAGUACUGAAGAACUAA
Fusarium musae is the source of this 798-nucleotide messenger RNA. RefSeq lists its product as uncharacterized. NCBI's taxonomy places the organism in Eukaryota, Fungi, Ascomycota, Sordariomycetes, Hypocreales, Nectriaceae. The record is from RefSeq and is a predicted model, not a curated record. Bases 1 to 798 code for a protein of 265 amino acids. The transcript is spliced from 2 exons.